Messenger RNA from Dothidotthia symphoricarpi CBS 119687, 513 nucleotides. RefSeq lists its product as uncharacterized. The coding region runs from base 1 to 513 and encodes 170 amino acids. The record is from RefSeq and is a predicted model, not a curated record. The transcript is spliced from 2 exons. Lineage: Eukaryota; Fungi; Ascomycota; Dothideomycetes; Pleosporales; Dothidotthiaceae.
AUGAACACUGGACAUGGGACUUCCCCACAAGAAAUAGCUAUCAUCGAUACUGUCGAACCUGCAGGCGUUCAAGGCUUGGUCAUAAACAACUGCCCCUUCACCAUCUACGUCCGACAAGCCGUCGCCGAAUUCCCAUCCUCGCGACCAACCGAGCCAUGUGCGCACUUCGGCGAGACGACCGAACGCACCAUCGCCCCGGGCGAAACAUAUAACGCGCCGUUUCUGGCGGCAAAGGACACUUGUGGGCAUUCUCUGAAAAUGUCCCGUACCCCCAACGCGUUCGAAGUCUACCAGCUCGAAUACAACUGGUCGCUUGAAAACGACGAACUAUGGUACAAUCUUAGUUCCGACACUGCAGCGCCAUUCGACGACGUUGCAAGAGCGGUCCAUACACAGGCGGGAGAUUGUGCGAAGUUUUCCUGCACACCUGGUGAGCUUGGGCCGGGCGUGUGCGAUUACCCGGUUUUGGCGGCUUGUAAGAACAAGGAGGGCAUAGUGGCGGUGCUUUGCUGA